CGGAAGUUGCUUGCUCAUCAUACAUUUUCAAAGAUGGCUCUUGCUAGUGUGUUGAACAGUGAUUGUGCGGAUUUUUCGUUUGAUAGUUACCAGCCCUUUGCUUUUGGUUGCGAGCCCGGACACAGCGGUCUGGGACACGAGCCCACACCGGGGGACAACCUCAGUUUUUCCGUUAAAAACCCGCUGUGCGCCGUAGACGAGGACGGCGUCGAGAGGAAAAUAGAGUUUCUGCAUGGCACCACCACCUUAGCAUUUAAAUUCCAGCAUGGAGUUAUUGUUGCAGUGGACUCUCGGGCCACAGCGGGCUCUUACAUCGCCUCACAGACGGUCAAGAAGGUGAUCGAGAUCAACCCCUACCUGCUGGGUACCAUGGCUGGAGGAGCCGCAGACUGUAGCUUCUGGGAGCGCCUGCUGGCUCGCCAGUGCCGCAUCUAUGAGCUACGCAACAAGGAGCGUAUCUCGGUGGCAGCAGCCUCCAAGCUGCUGGCCAACAUGGUGUAUCAAUACAAGGGCAUGGGACUCAGCAUGGGAACCAUGGUGUGUGGCUGGGACAAGAGAGGCCCAGGAUUGUACUAUGUCGACUCAGAAGGGAACCGGGUGUGCGGCGACUUGUUCGCGGUGGGUUCGGGCUCCAUGUACGCCUACGGUGUGAUGGACAGUGGCCUGCGGCACGACCUGACCGUGGAGGAGGCCUGCGAGCUGGGCCGCCGCGCCAUCUACCAGGCCACGUACCGCGACGCCUACAGCGGAGGGCAGGUCAACCUGUACCACGUCCACAGCGAGGGCUGGACCAGGGUCUCCCAGGAAGACGUGCUCAUGCUGCACCAACAGUACAAAGAGCAGGCAUAGUUGGGGAAAUUCAAAAAAGAGGUCUGAGGGUGGGGUGUAGCUGGUAAGGGUAGGAGUUUAUUCUAGUAUCCAAUGUUUAAGUUGUUCUAAAAUGUCAGUCGAGUUGACCUAUAAUAAAAAGGACUUAUCUGCCAAUUGACUUCCACUUGCAUCACUUCUGUAACUUGUUCCAAGCGUAAAGCUUUAUAUUCAACAUUUUUAACAAUGUUGGCCAGCUCCGCUCGCCCUGCACGGUGUAUGAUUUGAGGGCCUGCAGAGAGGAGGUGCAGAUGACUCAAUCAUGCUUUUAAUACAGUGUGGGAGUAGUGUGUUGCUUGGCCUACAUACACUACAUUUCAUUUGGAUCACCCUGGAAAACUACUUAUUCUUUCUCAAUAAAACCUGUGAUGUUCUUUUUUU
Messenger RNA from Mugil cephalus (flathead mullet), 1248 nucleotides. RefSeq names its product proteasome 20S subunit beta 5 (gene psmb5). The transcript is spliced from 3 exons. Gene Ontology annotation, molecular function: threonine-type endopeptidase activity. Lineage: Eukaryota; Metazoa; Chordata; Actinopteri; Mugiliformes; Mugilidae. The record is from RefSeq and is a predicted model, not a curated record. Gene Ontology annotation, cellular component: proteasome core complex. Bases 34 to 849 code for a protein of 271 amino acids.